Molecule: messenger RNA, 2643 nt
Organism: Postia placenta MAD-698-R-SB12
Lineage: Eukaryota; Fungi; Basidiomycota; Agaricomycetes; Polyporales; Adustoporiaceae
Exons: 8
Coding region: 1-2643 (880 amino acids)
Source: RefSeq, a predicted model, not a curated record
AUGGCCGACGGAGCGCUCAAGCUUGUUUCCGUUUGGCGUAUUCCAACAAGCAAGCACAGAGAGACAUUGCCUACGCUCGCUAGUUACCCUAGAGUUCAAUCUCUCUCACUUGCGGGAUGCAUGAACGAGCAGGUAUGGUUUUUCGUCUCUCCAAUGUCGUGGUUGCGUAUGCAGGAGGAUCAUGGUCCCGGUAUACUCUGCACGACUGAUAAAGCCGAGACACAAGUUGCGCGGUCAAGUCCAGCACAUACACAGAACUUGCCACUCGUCCGCUUCUAUACCGGCGCUAUGGCGAACGUGCAACCUUAUAAGACUGGCAAUCUGGUACUGUGCACGCCCUGUCCCUCCCUACACGCUACCUUCCUAAGACUACCCCGAUACAUAGCGAUGUCAGGAAACCGCAGACGUAGCAGAUCCAAAAGAUCGCGCUCAGGGUCAAGUUCCAAGAGCAGUGCAGUGAAUGCUGAAGAACCGGUGUCCCCGUCGACGGUUCGAUCAGGUCCAAGCAAGGAGAUGAGCGAACCUUCACCUUUGGAAGAGAUCCAAGUAGUGGAUCGCUAUGAACAGCCUGCUCAAGAGGUCAAGACAGCGCAGACGCAGCGAGAAUCUCGCAGGGCGACGACGCAGCGUCGGUCUACGUGGUCAGCACACGAACACGGUGUCGCUGCGAAGGGAUCAAAUAACGACAACGAUGGCGAAGAAGGCAAGAGAGAUGAAGCGGAGAGCGAGGGCGAUGUCCCGGUAGAUGGCAGAUCGCGCAACACUGGUCCAUUUCCUAAUACCGAUAGCUCGCAAAAGGUUGGCGAUGGUCACAAACUCGACGGGGAGCCAAUGAUGAAGGUGUUACUGGAUGCGCUUGAGGCAAAACACAAACCAGAGGACCCAUGGGCAAAGUGCGCAAAGGAGGUGUGGGAGUUCGAGGAGUCGCUGGUGGAUAAGUGGAAAGGAGACAUCAAUAACUUGCUGCUGUUUUCAGGUCUAUUCUCCACCGUCCUCACCGGGUUCACAGUUCCUUUCUAUGUCACCAUCGCCGCCUCAGAGGCAUUCAUCUUUAUGUCUGGCAAUCUCAGCGUCGCCGCGGCUGAUGUGGGACGCACCCCCAUUGCCAACUGGUUAAUCAAGCUCUCCGACGAAGUUUAUUCCUCUCCUUUACAAUCACCCAUGAUCGUUGUUGUGGCCGUAUUGUGGUUCGCCGCGCUGAUUCUCAGUCUUGGUGCAGCGUCGGUAGCAAUCUCCAUCAGUCAAUGGUUGCACCAAUACGUCAAUAGUGCUUCCAAGACAUCGCAGCGAAGUGUCCAGGUAUGGUUCUUCCGCCGUCGAGGAUUGACGCGCUGGGGUGUCGAGCAAGCUGUAGCUAUGCUGCCGCUUUUGCUGCAAUUUUCCCUUGUCCUCUUCCUCCUCGGCCUCGAUAUCCUUCUCUGGACGCUGAAUACCACGGUGGCAGUUGUCGCAACAGCCCUCAUUAUUCUCCUCCUUGUGCCGACCACGGUGACAUCUGUCAUCCCAUCCUUUUCACCGGACUGCCCUUUCAAAUCUUCGCAGGCAUGGUGGUUCUUCCGUUUUUGGAGAUGGGCCAUGCGAAAGCUGGAAAAUUCGCGGUUCAGUCUUUUCCGGGGGGCAGCUGGGAAUGAAUAUGUCAUACGCAGUAUAUGCAACCGCUGCUGUCAGGUAGAGAAAUGGCGAGUCUCGCGGACUCUGCCCGCUUUGGGUGACUGGCGAGAGCUAGAUAACUUCUGUAUGCAGACCCUGGAGGAUGACAGCGAAACCAAGCUGCAAAUGCUCGUCGAGGCCGACUUGCGUGCCAUGGACGAAACAUUCCUCGGCACCGUCGUCCGACCUUGUCUGCAGCAAGCCGCUGUCAGCGAAGCGCUUCCUGCAUUCUACAAGAUCGUGGAUCACCGAGCGCACGAUCAUGCACAAGACGAAGAGCAUACACCAAUAUGGUGGGCUUCGGAACAGGAUCAUCAAGCCAUUAGCAUGUUAGGGCACAUGUCCUUGGACAUGCUCGACAAGGUCGCAUCCAACCAUAUGGACAGCGGAGAUCGCGAGGAGGAGACAACGCACAUAUUGAAGCUCGUUAAUAGUCUUCUGGGUGCGAUGCCGAACAGGAUUCUGACAGUCUACAGCAGGCUCUUGGACGUGUGGGUGGCGCUGAAUCUCUCUGAUGAACAACGCGAAUCUAUUGCCUUGCUGGUCAAAAAGCAUAAAUUCGACACAAAUACUUUCCAGAAGAUGCUCACACUCCUUCCAAUCGCUAGAAGAGAGCUCAGUACCAGACAGUUCUUGCGAUACUCAACAGUCGCAUUCAAUCGUGCUGCGGACCACCCUCCAUCUGACUUUGCUCAAGUCCGCGAGGACAUCCAAGGCGCGUUGGCCGCUGUGGCAGAAUACUUCAGCCCGUCCGACAUGGAGUCGGUGGCCCAGGAGAUUGGUCAAGCCAGGGCAUGCUUAGAUGUAUAUGAGGUCUUCGAAGCAUGUGUGCGCCUUGCCGAGCAUGACGCCAGCCUCUUCACGAAAGAUGUCGUCGACGCAUUGGCCGGAUGCGCCGCACGGUGUCCUCCGGGUGAAGUCUAUAACGUCUUUAUGCGCAGAUCAAUGGAGCGGAUACAGGAUUCCUUUGACGCAUCGCAUAAGAGCCGGUGA